Molecule: messenger RNA, 2697 nt
Organism: Dermacentor albipictus
Lineage: Eukaryota; Metazoa; Arthropoda; Arachnida; Ixodida; Ixodidae
Product: protein spaetzle 3-like
Biological process (GO): innate immune response; central nervous system formation
Cellular component (GO): extracellular region
Molecular function (GO): Toll binding; growth factor activity
Source: RefSeq, a predicted model, not a curated record
GAGUUCGUGAGCGCGACCGGCACUUGCACGGCGACGUAGCGCCAGUCGGGCCCUUGCCGAGUGCGGUUGCGCUUUCUCCCCCCGCUGCGAGGCGAGCAUCCACGCGGACAGAGCGACGCACCUCGGGUUUACCCACUGCGCGUGGCGGAUCGCCGGUCUUACCCGAGUGGAUCAUCGUCAGGGAGGCCACGCGGACUGUGAAUGGGCUGCGACUCCAUGCGGCUAAGAACGACAUGGAUUGGCGUCAGCUGACAUUGGCACUUCUAUUGGUCUUGUGCGCUCUGGACCUGAAAGCAGAAAUCCUCAAGGGGUAUCCUUGCAUCCGAAGGCUCAACCAGCUGUACUGUCCAACACCCGGCAACAGUUAUCCAAAGGAGCGCAUCGACAUGUUCAUCGACGAGAACAAGGCUCUGAUACGGCGCAUGUUCGGCGAGUACUCGUCGCCCGACGAGGACGGUGGCCACCGGGACCACUACGAGACGUACGACGGCAAGACCAUCCACACCAGGACGGAGAGGUCCCGCUCCUCAUUCGCCGGUGCCUCGUCCAACAAAGUGGAUGCCUGCGAGUCGGCUGUGGAGAUCGUCACACCGUACUGGGCAUCGAACAGCGCUGGCAAGAUUCGGGCCAUUGUCAACACCCAGCACUUGCAACAGGCAAUACAGCAAGAAGUCUGCCAGUCCGUGCAGACCAAGAAGUGCAACAACGACUGCAGCUGCGAGCAGAAGUACAAGUGGCAUAGGCUCCUGGCUUACGACCCGGACGACGAUUGCAAAGGAAUCUUCAUGGACUGGUUCCUGUUUCCCUCGUGUUGUGUGUGCCGGUGUGCAAACCCCAUAAAAAAGUGACGCAUAAUGAUCCUCGUGACGUGGCUGCUCCACCGGAUAGCGCUUGAAAGUAACGAACGUCACGCUAAAGUAAAUGUGGUAUGCUGCUCCGAAAACCUGACGCUGAUCGCAAAUCACACCAGUAACAUAGGACGGAAAUAGAGGAAGCAGCGAAGAACGGUGACUGACAAAAAAACUGUGCGACGCAUUGCUACCCAGACAGCUGUGGUGAUGUGAGCCUUUUGGGACGAGCGGCCAAAACAGCACAGGACGUGAGACACCAACCACAAAACAAAUUGUGCGUGCGCGUUCGAUGACUGGACAGCGUGUGUAUACUGGACUGGAAGACGCGGAAAUGGCGCGGGCCGAGCCUCCGCGUGCGUCGUCGGCGUGGCCGUCCUACCGUGAAGCGGUGUGCGCGUGUGUGUGGUGUGUGUGCGUGUGUGCGCGUCAAGCGACUGUGGCCGUUUGACGGCGACCAUGGCUGUUGUGUGCACGCACUCAGCAGCUGGUGCUCAGAGAACUGACUGUUUAAGAAAGACGCGGGCAAAUAGAAGUAUUACACCCGCGUAACUUGUUUGAGAAAGCAGGGACUGUCCGUUCCUGAAGGUCGAUAGAGCGGGGAGCUCUUUCAUCCUUGUAAUUUUCCAGUAGGGAGCAUGCAGAUAUUAUAUCUAUGCUUAAGUGUGGCGUGCAUGGUCAUGAUGAGGAAUCAGCUUGAGAAAAAGUGAACGUUAAAUCGUUAUUCCAGGCCGGCACAAACGGGGGAAUAACAGAACGAAAGAUCAUACUAUAAUUUAAAGAGUGAUAAGCAGGUCGACGAACCAUUAAGUUAUACGGUUAUCUGAAGGAAGAAAAUGCUUAGGGAGAGAAAGGGUUAGAUGGGAAUUCAGAGCUGGCUGGGAAGACUUAAUAAAGACUAUGCAGUUGCAUGCUGCAGAAUAUAAUCCCGGUUAUUUUUUCAACUUCUCUGUUACACCAGUAGCUUUACGCAGAAGCCACCAAGGCGAUUAACUGUCCCUCGCACAAAUCGCAUAAAACCUUUCUCGUUGUGUGCCAUUAGUUCGGUAAUGAGCAGGCAAAAUCAGCAGCUUCGCUUUGUUUCUGUUUUGUUUUUCUGUUUUUCUUCUCUAAGUUAUUGAUAAUUGCUUUUGAGGACUGCACGAAUCGCGGUCGGAGAACGCGCUUGGGGAACACAGUCGUGGCACGAUGACAUGAGCAAAUGUUGGUUGUCGUAUACGACGUGCAAAUAUUCCUUCUGGGCAACUGCCAACGAAAGCGGCUAUUUACUGUUCAUGAACAGUGGUCGGAAUACUUUUUUUAUAUAUAUGCCACGCACAAUGAACGGCAGCAAGUUGCUAUAUUAAUUAGAAAAGCUAUCUUUAGCACGCUGCCCGUUAGGAAUGAGCGAUCCCAAUUGCACAGCGCAGCAUGUGAAAUUUCAUUCAUGCAAUCUGUGUUCGAUUUAUUUUAACUCGUUCUUUUGCUAUAGUUCAUGUGUUCUGUGUUUUGAGCAAAGACUGGGAUAUCAUGGAGCUUAGUGGCAUGUUCUGUUUUACGAAAACGUGAAUAGAAAAUUAAUAAAAAGAAAUACCAGGCAUUUUGCCCUCUUCCCUCCGCAUCUAGGAGGGGCCGAGUCCACGGCCGCUUGCAAGCGCCUUCUGUAUCGCAGUGGUUAGAGAUGCGCAAGUGUGGUUGGCCGUGUCUCUUAUUGUCUUUGCUAACUGAAUCAUCUGACGUUUUGGCAAGGAACGAGUGCAUUGCGAUCAAACUACGAUAAUAACUAUACCUAAGAAUUAUUUCGCUUUAUGUUGCUGUAUAAAAAGUGAGCGGGAGUAAGAAAAUAAAUAAAAUAUAUGAAAGCGUAAAA